CCUCCCGGCGCUGCGGCCGCCCGGCUCCCGCUGCUCCGCUCCGCCCGGCCCGGCUCGGCUCGGCCCGGCCCGGCCCGGCCCGGCUCGGCCCCGCCGCGCCGCGCUGUGGCAGCCGCCGCGGGCAGGCGGACGGCAGACGGCGGCGCCGGGCUCUGCCAUGCGGGCGGUCGGCGGCGGGGCGCGGGGCGGGUGAGGGCGGCGGCGGCGGCGGCGGCGGCUGGUCCCGCCCGGGGGAGCCGCCGGAGCGGCGGGGAGCGGCGCGCAGGGCAUGCCAUCCGCCUCGCCCCGAUGUUUCACUGGGGCAAGUGGAAGAAGAGGAUGGGAGCGAGCGCCUCCUCCUCCAAGAGACCCGUCUUCGACGAGCGGGAGGACGUGAACUUUGACCACUUCCAGAUUCUGCGGGCGAUUGGAAAGGGAAGCUUUGGCAAGGUGUGUAUUGUGCAGAAGAGAGACACUGAGAAGAUGUAUGCCAUGAAGUACAUGAACAAACAGCAGUGCAUCGAAAGAGAUGAGGUUCGCAAUGUGUUCAGAGAGCUGGAGAUCCUGCAGGAGAUCGAGCACGUGUUCCUGGUGAAUCUCUGGUACUCCUUCCAGGAUGAGGAGGACAUGUUCAUGGUGGUGGAUCUGCUUCUUGGUGGUGACCUGCGCUAUCACCUGCAGCAAAACGUUCAGUUUACGGAAGAAACAGUCAAACUCUACAUCUGUGAGAUGGCACUGGCUCUCGACUACCUACGAAGUCAGCACAUUAUCCACAGAGACGUAAAACCAGACAACAUCCUCCUCGAUGAGCAAGGUCAUGCACAUUUAACAGAUUUUAAUAUUGCAACAAUAAUUAGGGAUGGUGAAAGAGCAACUGCAUUAGCUGGAACAAAGCCAUACAUGGCUCCGGAGAUCUUCCAUUCCUUCCUCAAUGGCGGGACAGGCUACUCCUUCGAGGUGGAUUGGUGGUCGCUGGGAAUCAUGGCUUACGAACUGCUGCGGGGCUGGAGACCAUAUGACAUCCACUCGAACAACCCUGUGGAGUCUUUAAUUCAGCUGUUCAGUACUGUGAGCGUUCAGUAUUCGUCUGCAUGGUCAAAAGAAAUGAUUGCUCUAUUGAGAAAGCUGCUGACGGUGAAUCCCGAGCAUCGCUUUUCCUGCCUGGCUGAUGUUCAGGCCUCGGCGUACUUGUCCGGUGUGGUCUGGAGCGACGUCUGUGAGAAGCGGGUGGAGCCGGGCUUCGUCCCCAAUAAGGGCCGCCUGCACUGUGACCCCACCUUCGAGCUGGAGGAGAUGAUUCUGGAGUCGAGGCCCCUGCACAAGAAGAAGAAGAGGCUUGCGAAGAACAAGUCGAGGGAUAACAGCAAGGACAGCUCACAGUCUGAAAAUGACUAUCUCCAAGAAUGCCUUGAAGCUAUCCAGCAAGACUUUGUCAUCUUUAACAGAGAGAAGCUAAAGAAGAGCCAAGAGCAGAUGAGCGAGUCUGUGUCCCCCCCUGAGACCACCGAUGAAGCCGAGACGGAGGCUGAGUCUGAGACCUCCAACUUGAACAUGUGCAGCUCCGUCUGCUCCUCCACGGGCAGCAGCUAGGCUGCAGCUGCCGGGCGAGGGUGGCCAGCCCGCGCCGUGCCAAUAACCCGUUCUCAGGUUGCACUGAGCACCACAGGCUGUCCUCCGAUACCACCGGAGAGCACCGACAACUCGUCUUGCAAAGCUGUAGCAAAAGAGAGAGUUCUUACGGAACUGCAUUCCUGGAUUUAACGGAUCGCCAGUUUGGCACACUGGUUGCCUGUUGUGGGUAAAGAUACUUGCUAUGCAACUUGUCGGAGAAGGUAGAUCAACUUCUUUUGCUUGUUCUUUUUUGAUGUCAGAUUGCUGAUCUGCACAUGGUUUUAAAACAGUAAAGUGACAAAAAAAGAACUUACGUCCUUGGGUACUACAAGGGGCGACGCCAGGUGGGUGUGGCGAGGGAGGAAGGCUGAAUGGGUGGCUUGAAUUUUACUUUGGCGUUCCUUGUUCAUAAAGGCUGCCAUAGGGACAAGCAAUUCCCAGUGUAAAUCAGGGCAGCUCCAGGGCCUCUGCGGGCUGUGGUGGGUGGCACCAGCCUCCUGGGGGCCUCGAGCUGCUUGAGUCCUGCUGCAGAAGGACAUCCCAGGCACGUCCUUGUCCUCUCAUCACCUGUCAGAGUUUCUUUCCCAACUCGGGGCAAAUAAAUAUUUUAUCGUACACUCCAUGAAUUCUUCAGGGGCUGGGUAAUAAUUAAACAUGUAAUUGAGCUGCAGAAUGUAUUUAAAAUACUUGCUUUCUUCACAUAACUGCAGUGAGUGGCGAGGAGCUGUGCGAGCUGACCAGAGCGUUUGGUUCUGGUUGUCCGGGCUUGGAGGACACUGUUUGUCACAGGUUCAGAUUUUAUUGGAGGUGAAGUGGGUGCCUUGCAUUGCCGCUUGGUUACAAAAGAUGGGAAUAUCUUAUUUUACCCUUCAAUUUCCUUUAUUUUCAGUGCAAAGUAAAAGUACUGUAUAUAAUUUACUGAUACCUGUUUUAACUUCUUAAUAAGAUGGGAGAUCUCCUAAACUUGUUCCAGCUGUGGAUGUUGCCUUUCUUGUUCCAGAAGCUUUCACUAUAUUAGUUGCCUAAUCUGCUGUAUGUAGAGUGGCUUUUGGUUUCUAUUGCUAAAAAUGAGCCAUGGGUUCUGCUGCAGCGUACGGCUACUGUGAUAAACAGGGGCUUCGUCAGGACUGCAUUCACCUUUGAACUAUCAACAUCUGUUUGCUGCCAGACAUUAGGAGGUUGCAGUGUUUGCAUCCUUACUGUACAUUUGUAACAUAAAAAUGGGUAGAAAAUGUUUUUAACAGAUGCAGACUCUUUCAGGACAUGUUUUGUUGCGUUUUUCUUUUCCACAAAUAAAAUAGAAAAGCGUAACUGGUAUGAAACAAUUUUAUAUGAAAAAUGACACGACGCAUUUGUUUUCCACAGUUUUAUGUGGAAACUAGUAUGUGGCUAAAAUUGUGCAGAACCAAAUUUUCACAGACGUCUUUAAAAGAAGCAUUCAGGUGUGCAGGCACAACUCGCACAGGGGAGGGGGGCGAAAGCUCUGAUGCCAGUUGCACAGUUAUUGUCGGCACGGAGCCAGGUAAUGGUGAGCAUCCAGCCCUGGGCCGUGCCCGGCGAGGGACCGGGGUCGCACCGCGGGGCCCUGGGGUUGGCCGCAGGUCCUUGCACAGGCAUGCCCCACACCUCAUUAGAAGCUGCGUUAAUGAGGGGCUGGAGGGGAGCUGCAGCCGUUCCAUGAGCGAGGUCUGAAAUAAAUGCUUUCCCCAGCUACAGGAGGGCACCUACCCCCAGCUCUGGCCCUGGGCUGUGCUGGCGGGGGGACCUGCCCUCUCUGCCUCUAGUGACAUCCAGUCUGAUUACUGGGUACCAGGGUAGACUAAUUACCCUAAUCACUUUCUCCCACAUAUCAGAGCACACCUGUGUGUGCGUGGAUGGGCCACACACUCUGGCCCCGUUUGCUGCUGGUGAGCAGCCCUUGCUCCCUGCGUGGGCAGCCUGGUCCUCACCCCCGUUUCUCUCUGCGUCUUGUGUCCCCUGUGCCCCCGGCCUGAGCACCCGGCUCUGUCCCAGCACAGUGUGCUGCGCUUUGGCUGCCGGCUGUGCCGCUGGCUGUGUGCCUUGGUGGGCUCAGCUCCCACAGUGCGGGAAUGGUGCCUGUUGGCAAUGGCCACCAGUGAUGGCCAGGGUGCCUUGCAACGUAGUAGUCACACCUUAAUCUCAAGUCACAAGACCAGAUCAGGACCGGCUCUAAUUUGCUUCUGGUCAGAGCAGUGUGAUAAUUCUGCUGCUGUGAGGGCCACCGCUUGGCCUGCCAGGACUCAGGUGGGGCAAGAGAAGCAGACUGAGGGUCAAAACCAUGUAUUUAUUCAGGAAUUAGAAAUUACAGAUGAUUUACUCCACCGGUAUGGACAGUUUUUUCCAGUAGACACCAUUGCACUAUCAUCUUUCUGUAAAUAAUUACAAAAGUUCAGACUAUCAGAAUGACAAGGAACAUACUUAUUUUUUGACCAAACUGUUCUGUAUAUGAGAUGCAGAUAGAUCCUAUUCAAGCAGAAGCUCUCAGGCCAGGAGGGAUGUCAGCAGUUUGGCAGGACAUGUCUAACAGCCAUUUUCAUUGCUUUCUGUAGGACAAGUGACAAAUGGCCUGUGAGGCCAAGGUUGGCGCAUGUAGGGAGGAGCUGGCUCACUUCUGAAAUGGAUGUUUCUUACCCUAAACUCUCUCCGUGUGGGUCAUUUAUGUUCCCUUUUCAGCACUGCUCUUCCUGGGUAAAUUGUGCAAAAUGUCCUCAGCAACGCUCAGCAGAAACUGGGAAGGCUUCUGGGGAGCCGCCAGGUAGUUUGUCCUUCCCAGCUGAGGAAAUGUGGGGCAGGUUCUGGCUGCCCGGGAAGCACCGCUGAAACCCAGCAAUGCAUCUCCCAGGGAUGUGCCGGGGAAAACUCUUCUUUCUGCCUCAGUCUGUUUCUAAACCUUAAAUCACUGAGAGAAGUGACAGGACACAGACCUCUCGGACCAUUGCGCUGAGCAGCAGGACACCGUGAGUGUAAUACAACUGAAGUGCUCAUUUUUCAUCUUCAAUAAUGCAUGGGCCUAACUUCAUCAGUGCCCAUUGGGGACCAGGUUUUAUUGAUGCUAUUUAUGCCUAGUCCCUGGAGAAGAAAUUACAAGAAAAGAGUAACUGGAAAAUGGAAAAAUGAUAGGAAACAGGUACAUGUAUGCUUCAUUGUCAAAAUCUCCACAAUGGGUUUCAAUGCACAGGGCCCUUCCACUCUUGCUGUGCUGCUGUUCUCUGGGGCCCUUUUGUGCCAUGUCCCCAUCGCUGUGUCCCCAUAACGAGCCUGUGCUGACUGGGCUGGCUGAGCUCCUUCCCAGGGGUGCCCGGCUGUAAAGCUAACCCCCUCCGUGGGCUCCUGCAGGGGAUGGGCGCCCCUUUGCUCCCUGUCCCGCUGCGUUGGGGGGCUGCCGGCACAGACCGGGCUGGGGUGGGGAGCUGUGCCUGGGGGUGCGGUGGGGUUGCCCACCAACGCCGCCCUCCAGUGCCGCUGUCCCUGUGACCGUCAGUGUUGAACCAGUCCGGUGCCGGUGCCGGCCAGCGGCCGUGUGCGGAGGGCUGUGGCCUGUCGGUGGUGGGGCGGCUCAUGCGGCAUGGGGGCAGCUGGCCAGGGCCAGCGGAUCGACUGGCAGCUGCCAGCCCUCCUGGCUCCUGCAGCGCGGGCAAUGCACGGCACGAGGCAUGCGCUGGCGCAGGGGGUGUUCGCUGCAGAAGGACUGGUGCCAGUGAAAAACGCGUGGCUUUGAAAGCCCCCAGACCGCCCCUCUCCUGCUACGCUCUCCGCUGCAUUAGAGCCUGAGGCAGCCCUAGAUGUGAGCAAAACUCACAGUGAAGUCGUGAAAUACUCCUGGUACCAAACCCCAUCACGCAGAGCUUGAAGUAAGUCAGUCGCAGCUCUGGUUUACAUCUCCACUACAACCAGAAUACAAUAAUUUUCUGUGUAUAAAUAUUUAAAUACAUGUAUUUUUUUGUAUAACAGGGUGUAUAUACAGGGUGUGCCAUUGUUCGCUCUGAAAAGUCUACAUCACCUAUAAAUUAUUCCCCUUAAAUUCCUUGCCAUAAGA
Molecule: messenger RNA, 5647 nt
Organism: Falco peregrinus (peregrine falcon)
Lineage: Eukaryota; Metazoa; Chordata; Aves; Falconiformes; Falconidae
Gene: STK32C
Product: serine/threonine kinase 32C
Exons: 12
Coding region: 289-1569 (426 amino acids)
Biological process (GO): regulation of signal transduction; G protein-coupled receptor signaling pathway; protein phosphorylation
Molecular function (GO): G protein-coupled receptor kinase activity; G protein-coupled receptor binding; ATP binding
Source: RefSeq, a predicted model, not a curated record